CUUUUCUCUCUUUCUCUUUAAAUCGUCUUUAGUAUUUUGUUAUGAUUACUGUGAGAAAUUAAUUAAUUUAAUUUAUACUUUUCACCUGAAUUUUACCUUGAAUCGUUGGAAUUACAAUACUGUGUUAAAAGAAUGGGGUGCAACGCCCUUCUCAAUCUCAACAGUGCCCUAGAUGUUAUUGAUUUAAGUACUUUAAAGGAUCCAACUGGAAUCUUUGAACUGGUUGAGGUUGUAGGAAAUGGAACCUAUGGCCAAGUAUACAAGGGCCGUCACACCAAAACUGGUCAAUUGGCUGCCAUCAAAAUCAUGGAUGUCACUGAGGAUGAGGAAGAAGAAAUUAAGCUUGAGAUAAAUGUUCUUAAAAAAUAUUCUCACCAUAAAAACAUUGCCACUUACUUUGGAGCUUUUAUUGACAAAAGUCCUCCGGGUAAAGAUGAUAAAUUGUGGCUUGUCAUGGAGUAUUGUGGUGCUGGUUCGGUUACUGAUCUAGUUAAAACAACCAAGGGACAGUCAUUGAAGGAAGAAUGGAUUUCCUAUAUUUGUCGUGAAAUUCUUCGUGGUUUAAGUCAUCUACAUGCAAAUAAGAUUAUCCAUCGGGAUAUUAAAGGACAAAAUGUUCUCCUCACUGAUAACGCUGAAGUUAAAUUAGUUGACUUUGGUGUUUCUGCUCAAUUAGAUAGGACAAUUGGUCGUCGUAAUACUUUCAUCGGUACACCUUACUGGAUGGCUCCAGAAGUGAUUGCUUGUGAUGAAAAUCCUGAAGCAACUUAUGAUAAUAGAAGUGAUCUUUGGUCUCUCGGUAUAACUGCAUUAGAAAUGGCCGAGUCUCAGCCUCCGUUAUGUGAUCUUCAUCCCAUGAGGGCUCUAUUCCUGAUUCCUCGUAACUCACCUCCUAGAUUGAAGUCACGUAAGUGGAGUCGAAAAUUUCACUCAUUCAUUGAGACAGUUUUAGUUAAAGACUAUCAACAAAGACCCUGCACGGAUCAACUUCUUCAACACCCUUUCCUCAGAGAUCAGCCAACAGAAAAACAAGUUCGAAUGCAAUUGAAAGAUCAUAUUGAUAGAGUUCGAAAAUAUAAACGAGGUGAACCCGAGGAACAAUUAAGAGGUGGUUUUAUAUCGGACGAUGAUGAAGAGGAUAAUUCUAAUGCUCCAGAAGAUACUGGUGGUGAUGGUCAAGAAGCAGACAGUACUCUUAAACGAAAUGAUAAAACAUUGACUUCGAAUGAAUCAGGUGCUAUUGGACCUUCCGUUGCAGCUUCUGCGAUUCCAAGUCGCUUUAACAAUGCAAACAAUUUUCCUGGUUCAUCAAACAUACCACAACCAGGAGUAAGCCAUGUACCCCAAAUGGCUCAACCAAGUAGUCAUCCAGCAAAUCGACCCCUGCCAGUGCCACCAGGAGGUGGACAUCAUCGUCAUUUACCAGAGCCACCACCCAAUAAACCUUUACCACCGAUUCCAGUUGAAGAGGAAAACAAAAGAGGAAGAGAUGAGAAUGGAGAAAGAAAACCGCUAACACCACCUAGAAACGCAGUUUCCGUUGCACCUAAUGGAGGCCAUCAAAGAAAUUCUGGUUUAUUCAAGGUUGCUCAACUUCACAAACCAGAAGAUUUAGAGGCUUUGGCCGCUCAGCUUGAUGAGCUUGCGUCAUCUAAUCCUGAGAGUAAAAAGUUUGCCCUGCCAAAGUACACCAAUAAUAAUGGAUCAGAUGGUAGACCUGGAAUCGCCCGAGGCAAAAAUGAAACCAAGAUCAAUGGUUUCAAAGCUCGUCAACAAGAACCAAGUCCAAAUCCUCCUCUUGCACCACCUCUAGAGUCUGAUUCAGACGAUGAUGAGGAAGAAGGAGUUGUAAGGAAUGAUGGAACACUUUUAGCAUCAUAUCCUCCGCGACCUUUUAGGCCUUAUGAUAAUAAUCUACUUACAGGGUCAAGUGGCCAAGGAUCAGACUCUUCACCGACUCAAGCGCCUAACCGACCUCUGCCUCCAACACCUGAUGAUGAUGACGAUUCAAACGAUAAAACUCUUGUCACUCGUAAACAUCAACAAGGUGACCGCGGUUCCAAUUUCAACGAUCUCUCAACAAAUCAUUCAUUUAUCCCUCGUCUAGAAUCAUCGCAGAGCUCACCCUCUAAUAUCGCUCUUCUUGGUAAUAAUAGAGAUGGAACUCCACCCAACUCCGUGCUUCCUGAUUUACUACCCCAACAAUUGCAGAGGAAUAGUCAAGAUAAAGCAAUAUCUGAUGAAGUCGCCAACUAUCUUAUGCAAUAUCGACAAGCUGUUAACAGUAAGAAUCCAUUACAUUUACAGCAAAAGCAAAAAUCAUUCCUCACCUUUGGAUUCAGUGCUGGUGGACCCUCGCCCAGCCCAUCACCACGUCGUGGGUCGCAUAUUAAUGUUAACGUAGCUCCUUCUGCUCAUCCUGAUACACCAGAAAUACGCAAGUACAAAAAGAAGUUUAAUUCGGAUAUUCUAUGUGCCUCUUUAUGGGGAGUCAAUUUGUUAAUUGGUACUGAGAAUGAUUUAGUUUUACUUGAUCGAAGUGGUCAAGGUAAAACAUAUACACUCAUCUCACGUCGACGUUUUCAACAAAUGGAAGUCCUUGAAGGUCAAAAUAUUCUGGUCACCAUUUCUGGAAAAAAAUCACGGGUCCGAGUUUACUAUUUAUCUUGGUUAAAGAGUAAAAUCAUACGAACCGAACAGCAAAUCGAGAAAAGAAGUGGUUGGGUCAAUGUUGGUGAUCUACAAGGUGCAAUCCAUUUUAAAAUUGUGGUAUGGCAAAUACCACAACACGUCUCUAAGGAUUGGGAGAAUACCUUUCGAAUAUGGAGUGGCAAUGUUAAAUAUGAGAAGAUCAAAUUCUUGGUAAUCGCUUUACGAGAUAGCAUUGAAAUAUAUGCAUGGGCGCCUAAACCUUAUCAUAAGUUCAUGGCAUUCAAAUCAUUUACUGAUCUUAUUCACAAACCGCUGCUGGUUGACAUGACGAUUGAGGAAGGAAUCAGAUUUAAAGUGAUUUAUGGCUCAAAGGAGGGUUUUCAUGCUGUUGAUUUGGACAAUGGUCACGUCUAUGAUAUAUACAUACCAUCUCUUGUGAGUCAGACUCAAGGACCAGUUACACCUCACACGAUUGUAACUCUUCCCAAUUCUAAAGGAUUACAACUUCUCCUCUGUUAUGAUAAUGAGGGUGUUUAUGUAAAUACAUUCGGAAAGGUUAGUAAAAACAUCAUUCUCCAAUGGGGUGAGAUGCCAACUUCAGUUGCCUACAUCGGCACUGGUCAAAUAAUGGGCUGGGGAAACAAAGCGAUUGAAAUAAGAAACGUUGAAACGGGUCAUCUCGAUGGCGUAUUUAUGCACAAGCGAGCUCAAAAGUUGAAAUUCCUCUGUGAAAGGAAUGAUAAGGUAUUCUUUUCAUCUGCCAAAGGAGGUUCUUCAUGUCAAAUAUACUUCAUGACUCUGAAUAAACCUGGAAUGGCCAAUUGGUGAAAAGAUCGAUGCUGUUUUUAUACAUAAUUAUCAUAAUUUCAAGCCACCAAUUAGAUUUCCAUAAACGAAAGUCUCAAAGGAUCUUACUGAAAGACUUGACUAUAUAAAUAUAUUAUAAAUUAAACUAUUGCCAUUGUAUUACGAAAGCAAAAUCGUUGACUGACUGACUGACGUACGAGACUCAAACUUUGGACUGGAAAAUUCUGAAUGAUUUAUGGAUGAACUCAGCUGACAAACAAGAUUGAAGGCAAAAGGAAAAGUCAACUUUGAAAUCGCUUAAUCCAGUAUCAAUUCAAGUCUCUGAAUAAUCUGAUUGUUGUUAAAUUAACUGUUUACGUAAAAGCAAACACAAAUGAUUAUCAAAAGGAGUGCCACAUAAACACAUACACACACAAAAAUCAUCAACAAGAUAAAAUAAUCUUAUCCCAUUGCCCUCUGUCCAUUGCCCUCUCCUGACCUCUUCUUUGCAACCUUUUUAUUAUCUAUGCUUACCUGUAAGCGUGUUUUUAGUCACAUUUUAAUUAUUAUUUUUACGAUAAUAGUUGUGAGUUAAAAGGCAUAAACAACAACAAACGAGCAACAAUUUUGCAGUAAAAAGAAACAAUCAAAUGAUGAAACUAAUCACUUACAUUGACUCCUAAUCAUUUAAAUGACAUUUGCCAUCCGAUCAUUGAUUAGAAUUGAUCAGUGAAUCUAAGCAUUUAAAAAUCGAUUUGUUCAAACAAUCAGAAUGAAAUUUUCGGUGAUUAAAUGUCAAUCAACUUGAAGAUUUAAACAGAAAAGACAAGAAAGUUAAUUGAUCACUUUUCUAAUUAGCAUUUAUCUUUAUUAAUUAAUACAAGCAAUUUUUGCUUCUUCGGUAAAUGCGGAAGACAAAACUUUCUAAUAAUAAUUGUAAUUGAUUAAUAUAAUUUAAUUUGGUUGCUUUCUCUUGGAAAGAAACAAAAGGUUAACAAUUAGAUAGUUAAUUAAGUUUUCUGCUUGAUUAUUACUCUUAUUUUCUAUCCAAUUUACAAAUUGUAUAAUUUAAAUUCAAUCAAGUGUCUCACAAUUCGUGUAUCUCCUUAAGUUAAUUUAUACUCGAAAUUAUUGAUCAUAAUUACUAAUUGUGAUCAACAAAAUUUGACUAAAUUGGAUUAGGAGACAUUCUCAAUUAUCUCUUAAUUGUUUGACCAAAUAAUCAAUAUCAUCGUUAAAUCAAUUAAUUUGGUAUCAGAUUAAUCUACUAAGUGUAUUAGCUUUUACUCAUUCUAAUUGUCUGAUAGUUAAAUCUAAAUAUUUGGGUUAAUUAAGUUUCAAUUAAUUUACAUUUUAAGGUACAAUGAGUUUAAGAUUGUGAUUAUCAUCAUUUUAAUCAUCAAAUUUGAUUGUAACUCAGAAUCAAUUGUUGUUCCUGUUGAUUGGUUAAAGUGAUAAUAGUUAAUUGUUAUUAGUUUAAACUAAAUGAUUCCUGAUUUCAUUUCAAGAUCGACUUUCAAACUGAUAAUUAAAGUUAUUACAAUUAGUUGAUUGUGAGUGAGUAGACCGAUUAUGAUCACCGGAUAGGCUAAUCAACAGCAAUUUAUAAAUAUAGUUGAUUGGGGACUUAUCGUAUUAAGUGAAAUUAAGAGAUUGGAAUAAGAGGAGAGAAGUGAAUUAAAAUUUAAGAAUAACAAUUAAGUUAAUCAGCAAUCGAUUUCACGGACUUUCGCUUCUGAAUGAAUGAAAUAGAGACAACAAAUUGUUCGGUUAAUAGUUAAUCUUUAUUAUCAUUAAUUAUAUUAAUACUUAUGAUUAUUACUUAUGUUAACUAAUCAAUUGAUUGUUGUAAGACAAAUGGGAAGGAUUUUGUUGAGUGGGUGGAAGGAAAGAAAGAGAAAAAGAAAGAAGAUCAAAAGUCCGUCCUUUUUGUUACCGAUCUCCGAGUUCAUCGUUCAAAGUUAAUCGCGACUCGAGAAUCUAUUUAACUGAACAACCGUUUUGAGAGAAAGUUAAUUCUCGUUUAUUUUGUGUUCGAAUAACAACAAUUAGUUAAUCCGAUUGAUUAGUAAACAUGAACAAGUGCCUCAUUCUUUUGGCUUUGGCCACUCUAAUGGUCGUUGUUAUCAACAAGACAUCAGCUGAUAGUUGGGGUAAACCCAAGCAUAUGUGGUAUGCACACAGACAUGAUCAUCACCAUUACCAUUGGCAUGACCACAAAGCAAAUCACAAAGAGAAUCAUGAUCAUGAUGAGAAACAUAAACAUGAUGCUAAACAUAAUGACGACCACAAACAUUGGGAAGAGCACAACCACAAGCACAAACAUGGCGAGAAACAUAAUCAUGAUGAAGAUCAUCAUCAUGGCCAUAAACAUCAACAUAAAGAGGAUCAUCAUGGAAAAUUCAAUCAUAAACAUCACGAAAUGCAUAAACACAAAGACCAUUGGGGCCACAAAAAAUAGUUAACUCGAUAUUUAUCAAACUAACUUGAAUAAAAUCCCAAAAAUAUCACAAUCAAUCAUAAGCAAAAAUGUACCAAAAUCAAGUAAUAAAUGUUAAAUUAAUCAUCGA
This is a messenger RNA of Panonychus citri (citrus red mite), 6008 nucleotides long. It is a transcript of the gene msn, whose product is annotated as TRAF2 and NCK-interacting protein kinase-like. NCBI's taxonomy places the organism in Eukaryota, Metazoa, Arthropoda, Arachnida, Trombidiformes, Tetranychidae. Gene Ontology annotation, molecular function: protein kinase activity; ATP binding. The record is from RefSeq and is a predicted model, not a curated record. The transcript is spliced from 11 exons. Gene Ontology annotation, biological process: protein phosphorylation. Bases 133 to 3480 code for a protein of 1115 amino acids.